AUGGAGCCGCUUAAGCGCGGACGGUCUUCGAGCACCGAACAGGGUGGUGACAACAAGCGACUCUGCCUGACAGACGGCCCAGGCGAUAUCGAUGCAGUAUUCAAUUGCGGCCUCUUCAACUAUCAGCAGUUCGCUGCCGAGGAGGAAUAUUUGCGUGGGACAACGAUUCCUGAGCAUUUGAAUCAGGACUUCUAUCCAGGAGGAGGCGAUGCAUAUGCGCUACCUGGAAUUUCAACCUUCGGGGAUAUACCCAUGCUUGACUAUGAUUCUAUGGAUUUAGCGCCUGGCCUCCCUGAGUGGUCCAACUAUGACAAUAGCAAUGUUGUUUUGGAUUCAACGCAUCACGUAUCUUGGAAUCAAUCAGCAAUAGAAUUCGGAAAUGAUAUCACUGAGCUGAGCAGCGUCAACGUCGGGCCUUUCGAGGAAACACCCCCUAGUCUAGUGGAGGGGCCGACGAUACCCCCCUCCCCGAUAAGCAGGACAAUAGCCACGCCUAGCUCCGUAAGCGACGUGCCCGGGUCCAGAUACUCCGCGAUGGCCGCGAACUCGGACACUCUUCCACCGUUGCCGGCGCAUGAAACCUUUGGAGCCGAGAGCUCAACAUCCGACAAGAUGUCGAAGACGGUUGAUGAAUCCGUACCGCGGAAUGAAGACGUGGUAAUGGAGGAUUGUGUUGAGCACGGAGCUGAGGGCGCACAAUUUGAUACCUGCUUCGGAGAGGUUAUGGUGAGAGCAAUCUCGUCAUUCGAUUGGAAAGGGGACGUGCGACCUAUGCAAGUUAGCAUCGAGCCCUUUGGCAACGUCCUAAAACUCCUACUGUGCACACAGCCCCAAAACCAAAAAUACGUCGGGAUGAUCACUAUGCCUGCUCUGAGGAAGCUCCACGAGAAACAUCCAGUGCAUUUGGUGGGGACGUUGUUUCCUCCCAAACCGACGGACGCUGGGCCUGACGCUGAUCCAGAUCCAGAACCAAUGGUCCACGUACUGGUAUACGGAAACCGGGACGACAAGGACAGUAUUGCUGCUUGCCUGAACGAAGGGGGUGCGCUUCUGCAGCACCCAAUAACUGCGCGCUUUGACCCGGGCAUCACCUAUCUUAACCCGAAUUAUCUGGUCAGACCGGGCGGCAAAAGGCCGCAACUUGGGGAAAUAGUGGCCCUUGGUGAAGCCCAGGAACCGCAACCGCAAACUGCGAGACCAAUUUCUUCUCCGGAAAAGAAUAGAAUCAUGCAGAUUUUUGAUUCCGCCAUGCCCGACACAGGUAUAUGCUCUGCUGUCAGGCAAAGCCAGCGGCUUUCGACUACCUUGAAAGAGUAUCAGCUUGUUGCGCUCUCCGUGAUGGUUGAAAGGGAAGUGAGUAGGGUGCAUGACUAUAGGUUUCCGUCUCUCUGGGGGCGAGUUAAGGACUCCUCAGGGUACCGUAAUAACAUCACGGGUGUAACCCAAGACAAGCCGACUCCUUUGAACGGCGGUAUUCUGGCCGAUGAGAUGGGAUUGGGAAAAACCCUGAGUCUUCUUGCCCUCGUUUGUUUCAGCCUGGACAGCUUGGAUGAAAGGAGUAGUAUUCCAGACAGUCAUCCUCGAGCCACGCUUAUCAUUGCACCAAAGUCAACAAUUCCUGCCUGGGAACACCAGAUAAAGACACACAUCCGGUCUGGCCAGGUGCGGUACCUGGUCUAUCAUGGGCCGAAGCGAAAGGGUGCGCAGCAACCAUUCAAUCGGCACUACGACAUAGUACUCACAACAUACGAGACUCUGCACCAUGAUUCAAAAACAGACAAGAAACUCCGAGAUGAAAAGUGGUACAGGGUUGUACUGGAUGAAGCUCAUCGCAUACGGAAUCGGACCAGUGCACAGUUCAAGGCAGCAGCCGAGCUCAAUUCCCACUACCGAUGGUGUCUGACGGGCACGCCGAUUCAAAAUUCGCUUGAUGAUUACGGUGCUCUCCUGGCCUUCCUUCAGGUCGAGACCUUCGGGCAGAAGCGACUGUUUGACUACUGGAUUGCAGGCCCUAUGCAGCGAAAAGGAACAGGGGGCGUGAGCGUGAGCGUGAGCAAUUUAAAGCUUCUCGUUGCUGCCACAUGUUUGCGGCGUACCAAGACCAUGGUCGAAGAUGCAGUGGACCUGGCCCUCCCGGACAAGACGGAGGUGAUUGAGCCAAUCCAGCUGGCAGCAGCCGAACGGGAGAUAUAUGGAUUUUUCCAGCGGAGGGCAUCCAAACUCAUAAUAGAGCUGGGUCAGCCGGAACAAAUACCUCAGAUUGGGGAGCCAUGUGAGAGGAAGGACAACAACAACACCUUGUCCGUCAUCAACAAUAUGCGACUUAUCUGUAACCACGGGGAGGAUCUGCUCCCGAAAUCCCAGGUUGCUAUUUGGCAUGAAUACAAAAAGGCACAGGAGGCUACGUCUUCGGCUCCAGAGCGAGAGGAAGGUCCAUCGUUACAGUCUCCCGGUGGCAUACAUUAUAAUUUCACCACUGGCUCGAACAAGCCAUUCACAAAGGUUCAGGCGCUGCUAAAGAACCUAGAGAAGGAGCAGAUAAUUCCAGAAAAAGCAAGCCCUAAACCUGUAAAGAGUGUCGUAUUCAGCCAAUGGACGAAGAUGCUCGAUCGAGUUGGCGAUGCCUUACGUGCUUGCAAUUACGAGUUUGCCCGGAUAGAUGGAGGCUCAAGUCUGGAAUAUCGGUCUGCCGCACUGCAGAGCUUCAAUGAGAACGACAACUGCACUGUGAUGCUGGCAAGUACUCGCAGUGCUGCAGAAGGGAUUGAUAUGACCGCAGCGACCUGCGUGCAUAUUCUCGAGCCCCAUUGGAAUCCAAAGCUCGAGGAGCAGGCAAUCGGCCGUGUUCAUCGCAUUGGGCAGACACGCAAUGUCCUAGUCACCAGAUACCUUGUGGAAAAUUCUAUAGAAGAUUAUGUCCGGUGGCUUCAGGAUGAUAAGAAUUGGAUAACGCAAAUCUCGCUAACAGGGCCCGACGAGGAGUUGUCGUCCUUGGAUCUCGACUGUCAAAGACGCGAAGUAAGAGAAUCCGGCGGCCUUCGAUUCUACUGCUGA
This is a messenger RNA of Aspergillus puulaauensis, 3054 nucleotides long. Its product is annotated as DEAD/DEAH box helicase. NCBI's taxonomy places the organism in Eukaryota, Fungi, Ascomycota, Eurotiomycetes, Eurotiales, Aspergillaceae. Gene Ontology annotation, molecular function: ATP-dependent chromatin remodeler activity; ATP binding. Bases 1 to 3054 code for a protein of 1017 amino acids. The record is from RefSeq and is a predicted model, not a curated record. The transcript is spliced from 12 exons.